AUGAGCACGACGACAAAGCCGGGCCAAUCGUCCCUUUUCCAGGUUUUCUUGCGUCUUCGCCCACCAUACACACAGCAGCAGGAUGCUGAACGCUGCCUGGUGAUUGACACGCCAGAGGACCAGAGCAACAAUAUCGAAUCUGGAGAUUCGUCCGCGACACAUGUACCGACAAACAUCAUUCUGCAACCACCUAAUGAUACCAGAAAGCGGGCGGUCGAGAAAUUCGGUUUCACCAAGGUCUUCGAAGAGUCCGCUUCCCAGUUGACUGUGUUCGAGGAUACUGGAUUAGACGGUUUGGUCAGAGGUGUUUUGCUUGAAGGUAGAGAUGGACUGGUUGCUACGUUGGGCGUGACGGGGAGUGGAAAGAGCCAUACAAUUCUAGGGUCUAAGACCCAGAGAGGUAUGACGCAGAUGAGUCUCGAUGUGAUUUUCCGGUCCCUGGAUUCAACAAUCAAACCCCCCGACAACGCCAUUAGCCCCGUACUCUUAUCCUCGGUGAUCGCAUCAGAUGCUUCGGAAGCGCAGAUGUUCACUGCCCCAACGUUCCUUGAAGCAGUUUACGGAGAUUGGAACGGUGAUCGCGGAAGAAACUCUCGAGCACAGACUCCUAUGAGUUCCUCUAGAGCUCAGACACCGAUGACGGUACGGAAUCCCAUGUCUCUACUCGCGAUACGAGGAGUCCCAGUUUUAUAUCCAUCCAUCACCCCGAAGCGCUGCCCCCAAGCCUUUAUUGGUCCCAGGUCUCCCCAGAAAACUCCCAAGGGAGUUGCUCCCCCAAAAUCACAGCGUGUUUUCCCUGUUGGUCCAACGACUCUCUUCAAGGAGAGGAUCGGACAAAUCGUCCUUCGCUCCCCUCUAGCAUCCCCAUACGCCCCAUCAGUUGAUUCCCCGUAUAGCCAAGCUAAACCAUCACUUGAAUCAAUUCAGGAACCGUCCCCCGCUCUCGUAUUUCCCCGCCGGAAUAUGCCUCACCGACCCAGCGCUCUGCCUCGCCUGCCAGACGUCAGCCAUUUAACUGUGGAGUUGAACCACAACUCUGAAUACGUUGUUCUGGUCUCGAUGUAUGAGGUGUACAACGACCGUAUCUUUGACCUCCUAUCGCCUGCCAUAGUGCCCGGCCAGGGAAGUGCCAUGUCGCGUCAAGGAGCAGGAACCCAAAAAGAUCGUCGCAGGCCCCUCCUGUACAAGUCAACUGAAGGAUCCCCGGACAGAAAGGUUGUUGCCGGACUACGGAAGAUUGCCUGCAGCACCUACGAAGAAGCCUUGGCGGUGCUGGAAGUCGGACUUACCGAACGUAAGGUCACUGGUACUAGCGCGAAUAGUGUUAGUUCAAGGAGUCAUGGGUUCUUUUGUCUUGAGGUCAAAAGAAGAAUGAGGAAUAAGAGGACAGGCGAAGAGACCUGGAUUGGAAGCACUCUCACUGUUGCAGAUCUUGCUGGUUCUGAGCGGGCGAGAACUGCGAAAACAGCUGGGUCCACAUUGGCUGAGGCCGGCAAAAUCAACGAAAGUCUGAUGUACUUGGGACAGUGCUUGCAGAUGCAAAGCGAAAUUCAAGAAGGAAAGACUGCCCUGGUACCUUUCCGGCAAUGCAAGCUCACAGAGCUGCUAUUUUCAAACUCAUUUCCCUCUUCUACUCAGACGCUCGGCCUCAAUCGUCCCCCUCAGAAAGCAAUCAUGAUCGUCACCGCUGAUCCCCUGGGCGAUUACAACGCUACUUCUCAGAUUCUCCGGUAUUCGGCCUUGGCUCGGGAAGUGACUGUGCCUCGCGUGCCCUCGGUCACCGAAUCUAUCUUAUCAAGCACUCUGGGCUCAUGCAGAGCAGCUAGUGGACGCAACUCACCCAAUUUGAUCACUCAUGAAGAACUCGAAAAAGCCGUCGCCGAAGUUAGCAGACUGACCGCUGAAAACGAAACACUGGCCUUGCGACUUGCAGAGGAAGAGAUUGUGAGAGCGGAACUCGAGAUGCGGCUGAAAUCGAGUGAAGAGAAGUGCCUGCUCAUCGAACAGGACGUACGUGAGGAAUGCUGGGCUGAAAUGGACGAAAGAAUGGAAGAGGAAAGAAAGAGAUGGCAGAGCGCGUGGGAUGAACAGACUGGCCGCAACGAUGAGCAUCUUGACAAGAAAAUCGAGCUGUUGUCUCGGGGAUUUCAGAUCUACGAAGAUCCAGACCCAACCAAUGACCAGAAGGUUGAAGAACUGGGAUUUGAAAACGACCAGCUACGAAGUAGAAUUGCUGCGUUGGAACGCGAACUCAUGGGCCGAUCACCCACCAAGAAGCCGAAAUCCAAGAAUGCUCUGGAUUCUUCUCACAGCUCCAACCUGCUGGGUCGUGAGAGUGACAUCGAAAGUGCACUUCGUCGUAUGGAUCAACUUAAACUAGCUGAUGGCAUGUUUUCGCCUGCCGCAUCAGGAUCCUCGUCUCCCGGCAAGAAGCAGAGAAAGAUGGCAACAAGAAAAUGGGAUCUGGCCCCUGAAGAAGAUCUUGGAGCCUGGUAA
Aspergillus clavatus NRRL 1 is the source of this 2496-nucleotide messenger RNA. Its product is annotated as kinesin family protein. The transcript has 6 exons. Gene Ontology annotation, cellular component: microtubule; nucleus; kinesin complex. Gene Ontology annotation, biological process: microtubule-based movement. Bases 1 to 2496 code for a protein of 831 amino acids. NCBI's taxonomy places the organism in Eukaryota, Fungi, Ascomycota, Eurotiomycetes, Eurotiales, Aspergillaceae. Gene Ontology annotation, molecular function: ATP hydrolysis activity; microtubule motor activity; microtubule binding. The record is from RefSeq and is a predicted model, not a curated record.